Molecule: messenger RNA, 3493 nt
Organism: Trichosurus vulpecula (common brushtail)
Lineage: Eukaryota; Metazoa; Chordata; Mammalia; Diprotodontia; Phalangeridae
Gene: MLXIP
Product: MLX interacting protein
Exons: 17
Coding region: 1-2814 (937 amino acids)
Biological process (GO): regulation of transcription by RNA polymerase II
Cellular component (GO): nucleus
Molecular function (GO): RNA polymerase II cis-regulatory region sequence-specific DNA binding; protein dimerization activity; DNA-binding transcription factor activity, RNA polymerase II-specific
Source: RefSeq, a predicted model, not a curated record
AUGGCCGCCGACGUCUUCAUGUGCUCGCCCCGCCGGCCUCGCGGCGGGACCCGCCCGGUGCUGCUCAAAGCUCCGGCUCCCGACGACGACGACGACGACUCGGACACGGACGAGCCCUCGGCCGCCCCCGCGGGCUCCGGCCACUCGGGCGGCCCGGCCCGGCCGGGCCCCGUCGCCGCCCCCGCCGCCGGCGGGCCGGACGAGGACGAGGACGACGAGGCGGAGGACGACGAGGCAGCGGCCGAGGAGCCCGGGGGGCGACGGCGGGGCCGGCAGCAGAUCAUCCACAGCGGCCACUUCAUGGUGUCGUCCCCGCACCGCGAGCACCCGCCCAAGAAGGGCUAUGACUUCGACACGGUCAACAAGCAGACGUGCCAGACGUACAGCUUCGGCAAGACCAGCUCGUGCCACCUGUCCAUCGACGCGUCCCUCACCAAGCUCUUCGAGUGCAUGACCCUGGCCUACAGUGGGAAAUUGGUAUCUCCAAAGUGGAAGAACUUCAAAGGGCUAAAGCUGCAAUGGAGAGACAAAAUCCGGCUCAAUAACGCCAUCUGGCGGGCGUGGUAUAUGCAGUACCUGGAGAAACGGAAGAAUCCUGUGUGCCACUUUGUGACUCCCUUGGAUGGCUCUGUGGAAGUGGAUGAGCAUCGCCGGCCAGAGGCCAUCACCACAGAAGGGAAGUACUGGAAACGUCGAAUUGAGAUUGUGAUCAGGGAAUAUCACAAGUGGAGAACAUACUUCAAGAAAAGGCUACAGAAGCACAAGGACGAGGACCUGUCCAGCCUGGUCCGGGAUGAUGACCUGCUUUUCUGGCAUAAGAGUGGGGAUGGGUGGGACACCCCAGUCCCCAUGGAAGAGGAUCCGCUCUUGGACACAGACAUGCUCAUGUCGGAAUUCAGCGACACCCUCUUUUCCACCCUUUCGUCGCAUCAGCCGAUGGCCUGGCCCAACCCGAGGGAGAUAGCACAUUUGGGAAAUGCAGACAUGAUCCAGCCAGGGCUAAUCCCUCUACAACCAAACUUUGACUUCAUGGACACAUUUGAACCUUUUCAGGACCUGUUCUCAUCCAGCCGCUCCAUCUUUGGCCCUGCACUUGCUGGACCUACUUCUUCACCUGCAGCAGACCCCAGUAGUCCACCAGCACAGGGGCCCAUCCUGUCAGCUGGUACUCUGCCCACUGUGAGCCUCCCUGAUAGCCUCAUUGUGCCACCAGGGCCAGCCUCCCUAAGCCCCACAGAGAGGCGGAGCUGUGAGCGUGGGCCUCGACUUGGGGGCCCUUUCAUCCAGCCCACAGACUUUGGUAGCCCUGAGCCACCACUGAGUGGUCCACAGACUUUCCUCCCAGUAUUUCCAGGUUCCCUGCUCUCUCCCACCUCAGCACCACCAUCAUCUUCACCUGCAAUGCCGUUAGUUCCCCCUCCAGGAGCCCCUCUGAGUGCCCAGGCUCCAUCUACUUUUCUGCAGUCACAGAAAUUUGGAGUUGGCAAGUCAUCCUCAGUCAUCACCCACACAGCCUCGGCUACACUCACCCAUGAUGCCUCUGCAGCUACUUUCAGCCAGAGCCGGGGCCUUGUGCUAACUGCACCGCAGCUGGCCCCACCAGGGCCAGCCUGUAGCCUGACAGUGCCUCCAGCAGUUGGGCCGACCCAAUCUCGUCUGACUUUUGUCCACCCUAAAUCUGUGCCCUUGGCUAGUGGACGGGCCAAGCAACCCCCUAAAAUAGUGCCUGCUCCAAAACCUGAGCCUGUGUCCUUGCUGUUAAAGAAUGCUUAUAUCACCCCAGCUGCCUUUUCAGGACAACCCCAAGCAGUGAUUGUGACCCCUGGCCCUCUGAAGAGAGAAGGGGUAUUGACCUCUACGAUGUCCCAGCCCAAUGUGGUCAUCACCAGGGCUCCUGGUGUCACCGAGUUCCAUAGUGGCAUCCUGGUUGCUGCAGACCUUGGCCAUGCUACUAGUAGCCAGCCAUCCCCAGCCUCCCGGCUCUUCUCCCCAAGUACUGUGCAAGAGUCCUUGGUGAAGGGCGAGCAGAUCUCACUGCAUGGAAGCGGUUCCCAGAUUGCCUCUCCAUCUUCCAGCCGAGACUGUCCGAAUUCUGGUCAGGCCUCUCCUUGCGCAUCAGAACAAAGUCCCAGUCCUCAGUCUCCCCAGAACUGCUCAGGGAAAUCCACUACAGACCCCCCAAAUGUGGCUGCAUUCAAGAGCCGGAGGAUGAAGCACAUUUCAGCUGAACAGAAGAGACGGUUCAACAUUAAGAUUGGCUUUGGAACCUUAAACAGUUUGAUCUCCAACAACUGCAAGCUGACCAGCCAUGCCAUCACCCUGCAGAAGACUGUAGAGUACAUUGCCAAGCUUCAGCAGGAGAGGAGCCAGAUGCAGGAGGAAGCACGGCGCCUUCGGGAGGAGAUUGAGGAGCUCAACACCACCAUCAUCUCCUGUCAGCAGCAGCUCCCUGCCACAGGAGUCCCCAUCACUCGCCGUCAGUGUGAUCAUAUGCGGGAUAUGUUUGACAAUUAUGUAAAAAGUCGGACCCUACAGAAUUGGAAGUUCUGGAUUUUCAGCAUCAUCAUCAAACCAUUGUUUGAGUCAUUCAAGGGCAUGGUGUCAACCACCAACUUGCAUGAGCUCCAUCAGAGUGCUCUCUCCUGGCUGGACCAGCACUGCUCCCUCCCUGUUCUCAGGCCAAUGGUUUUGCUCACCCUCCGCCAGCUGAGCACGACAACCUCCAUCCUCACGGACCCAUCUCGGUUACCAGAGCAAGCAUCUGAAGCCGUCACCAGAAUUGGCAAGAGGACAGGGGAGUCCCAGCAGCUUUGAGCACAUGGUCUCCACGUUAGCUCAGGGAUCCCUCCCUGUGUCAAGGGUACCUGGCUCCAGAGCCGGCAUCCUUGGCUUCUCCCAAAGCCUAGCUUCUUUCGUCCUUUAGGACUUCCCUCUGAUAAAGACAUGAAGUUUCAGCAGAAAUACCCAGCUCAGGUUUGUAGCAGGUGCGGGUCCUGCCAACAGCAAUAGCCCAUCUGCUGAAACACAGCGUGAUUGGGUUCCUUUGCUUAAUGACCUCAAAUGUCAGCCUCCCUGGGAUUCAGACAGUGAGAGCUGGCCCAGAAAAAGGGAAAUGUCUGUUCUUGAUCAACCUUGGCCUUGCUACUGACCCUGCUUCACUCCAGACCAGCUUCUCUGGAAGGCUGAUGGCUCCUGCAGGAGCUGAGGAGUGGAAUGAAGGGGUUGCUCUGUCCUUCAGUUGAUUAACAUCUUAAGCACCCGCCCCAAUUUGCAGACAUGGGGCUUGGUUUUUCUCUCUUCUUACUUUGUUUAUGGUGUUAAGGAAGGCUUCUCUUCUCUGACUUCACCUCUCCUGAUGUAGCAUUUGAAGAUGUCUGCCUGUGCACCAUCAAGGCAGUGACUUUGACAUGCAUCUGUAGCUUGUAAAUACACUUAAGUUCUGUGCAGGUGGAUGCUGCUGCAGGGCACCUGUUUUUACUGCAUGGUGUAGGCU